UAUAAAGGGGUUCGGCAAUAAAUCGAGGGAAGCAUAUAAAGGAAUGAUGAAGAAAAUGAGGAAAAAGGGACAUUGAAAUACGUUGGCGGAAAACGAGGUGAAAAAUGAAACAAGUGACAUGCUAAAUGUACCUAUUCAGUCACGUUUGAUCUGUUUUAAUUUUCAAACGAAAAUGUUUAGUAUGACUGACCACGUGUGCAUAUACGAAUAUCUAUAUAAGUUAUAGCGAGACGUCAGAUGUUGUGUAAGUUCGUCUGAUAAGAAACCAAAAGUUCAGAGAAGUGGUCUUAUCCACUUACUAAUACAGACAAGGUCACGACAUCAUUGUAUCCCAACAAAGGCAUUGGAAACCGUAGCAAUGUGUCGGUUGGUCGUUUUAUUGGUGGGACUAUUGACAUUCGUCAGUGGACAUCCUCCACCCGACCAUGAUACCGGAUGUGACGUAGUAGUCCUCCGCCUGGAAAAGAUGCUGACUGACCUUACAAGUCGCGUAAAUGACCUUGAGAAACAAAGAGAAUUGGACGUCAUGGAGGUAGCAAAUGUUCGGCAAGAUAUGGAGAAGGUCAAAACCGAGAAUCGUCAACUUAAAACUGAACUUGAUCACAUGGUUACUACGAAGUGUGAUAGACAGCCCCAGAACCCGGACAGGAGAGUAGACAUACAACAACACAACUCUGACUCCAACAACUCACAGUCACCAACCUUUGACUCGAAAAUGGACACGGUACCAAGUAACAAUGAUACGACUAUAGACUCGCAGGCAACAAAGGGGGAGGAGAAUACCGUUAGGGAGGGAACUGUGCAUAUUGACGACACCAGUAGGAGCAAACAAUAUGGCCGAAUCAGAAGAGAUGACCUUCAGCGCCCUAAAAGUCUAUCCCGCAAUCUGACAAGCCGUGUCGUGCCAAGUGAAACUGUGGCCUUCUUUACAACUUUAAGCCAUACGCUGACCGACGUCGCUAAGGAACAGAUUAUUCAGUUUGAAAAUGUUGUUACCAACAAUGGCGGCCACUACAACGAACAAUCCGGUUUUUUUACAUGUGGUACACAGGGAACCUAUGUUUUUACUUGGACUGUAUUUUCAUUAUACGGCCAUACGAUUUAUAGCGAACUGGUCAAAAACGGCAACGCUUUUGCUUACGCCCGAGCAGGUGACGGAGACUAUAAUGCUAUGUCAAGCAGCACGGCUGUGGUAAACCUGAGUCCUGGCGACAUGGUGUGGACGAGAAUACAAUCUCGGUCACAGGGUACCACGAUCUUGCCAAACCUUACAAUGUUUGGUGGCUUCAAAAUAUGACAGUAUAUGCGUCACGCGUAUUGUGUGAAAUAGUUGGGUUUUUUUUGUUGAAUCCACACCUCACCUUUAAAAAUAAAUAUGUGUAUUUCA
Mizuhopecten yessoensis (Yesso scallop) is the source of this 1387-nucleotide messenger RNA. RefSeq lists its product as uncharacterized. The record is from RefSeq and is a predicted model, not a curated record. Lineage: Eukaryota; Metazoa; Mollusca; Bivalvia; Pectinida; Pectinidae. Gene Ontology annotation, molecular function: protein binding. The coding region runs from base 359 to 1297 and encodes 312 amino acids. The transcript is spliced from 3 exons.